Molecule: messenger RNA, 1921 nt
Organism: Eucalyptus grandis
Lineage: Eukaryota; Viridiplantae; Streptophyta; Magnoliopsida; Myrtales; Myrtaceae
Product: F-box/kelch-repeat protein At1g80440
Exons: 2
Coding region: 648-1718 (356 amino acids)
Biological process (GO): negative regulation of cytokinin-activated signaling pathway; regulation of phenylpropanoid metabolic process
Molecular function (GO): protein binding
Source: RefSeq, a predicted model, not a curated record
UUCACCCCUUCUUCUCCUCUUCUUCUUCGCCGCCCCACGCCCUACUCACCACCAUCUCUUGGCCACUGAACCACCACCACCCACCGCUCGUCCGACAAGCCGUCUCGCUGUUGAGCCCAACAAGCUAUCGCGCCGUCCGCGCCGCCCCUCGCCGCCGUGAGCCGCCGCCGCCGUCCCAAGCCACCGUCACCACCUCUUGCCGCCGCUCGCUUGGCCGUUCGGGCCGUCAUUGCUCCGAACCACCACCUCCAAAACCGAGCUCUUCCCCUCUUGGCCGUGGGUUGAGCCGCGACUGCCGCCGUCUUCGCCGCGUCGUCCGUGCCGUCGUUGGUGCCGUGAGACUCUUGUCUUCGUCGCCGGACCUCCCUCAACACCGCCGAUGGAUGCGUCACCCCUCGCUCACCUCACCACUCAGUCGCUUGUCGUCGACGCCGCUCGUCCCCCAGGUGGAGGCUACUCGCUCGCCAGCCCCCCGACGCAGCUCGCUACUCACCCAGCCGCCCAAUCAACCUUAACUCCACACCCCUUCGCCUCCACCCCAACGAAGCUGCUCUGCUACGGGCUGUGAUUGGCGGCGAAGCUGAAGGAGGAGAAGUAGGAGGCGGCGGCGGUGAGCUCUUCUUUGUCUUGGAGACUUCCAAUUACGCAUGGAGUUGAUUCCCGGUCUUCCCGACGACAUAGCCCGAGAGUGCCUCAUCCGGGUCCCCUACGCCGGAUUCUCCGCGGUCGCGUCCACGUGCAAGGGAUGGAAGGCUGAGAUCGAGCUUCCGCAGUUCCGGUCGCAUCGCAAAUCUGCAGGCCGCAGCCAAACGAUCAUCGUCAUGGCUCAAGCCGUUCUUGACCCGGCCCGGAGCAUCGGAUUCGCGAAGCUUUACCAUGUCCCGGUUUACCGCCUGACUACUUUCGAGCCGGUUUCGGGUUCUUGGAGCGAGUUGUCACCGCCUCCUGAGUUCUCCAGGGGCUUCCCCAUGUUUUGCCAGUUGGCCGCUGCCGGGUCGGAUCUUAUCGUGAUCGGCGGGCUCGACCCGGUUUCGUGGGAGGCCUCGAGUUCGGUCUACAUCUAUAGCUUCAUAACUGCCACGUGGCGGCGCGGGGCCGACAUGCCGGGCAUGCGGCGCUCGUUCUUUGGCUGCACGUCGGAUGGCGACCGCAUGGUAUUCGUCGCCGGAGGGCACGACCGCGAGAAGAACGCGCUGAGGUCCGCGAUGCUAUACCACGUGGAAAGAGACGAGUGGAUGGCUUUGCCCCACAUGGCUAGGGACCGCGACGAGGGCAAGGGGAUCUUCCACGGUGGCAAGUUCCACGUCAUCGGCGGGUAUGGCACCGAGAUGCAAGGCAAGUUCGAGAAGAGUCGCGAGUCGUUCGACCCCGCGACGUGGCAGUGGGGCCCAGUGCAAGACGACGCGUUGAUGGCGAGCACGUGCCCGAGGACCUGCGUGAACGGUGAAGCGGACGACCACUUGUACAUGUGUAAGGAUGGCGACGUGUUGGCCCUCAGAGGAACCACGUGGCGAGUCCAGGCUAAGAUCCCCGGUGGCGUGUACAAUCCUAGUCAUGUGACAAAGUGGCAAGGGAAGUUACUGGUGAUCGGGUCUCCGACAGCCGGUGACCCCCUAAGGGCUUACAUGUUGGACAUGAGUACGUGUACCUGGACAGCCGUGGAGCUGCCGGAAAAGUUUUCCGGUCAUGUUCAAGUUGGCUGUUAUGUGGAGAUUUAGGAGGGACAAGACUGAGAAAUAAAGCUUGCUGUGUACAGAUAAAAAACGAGACUGUUUUCUUUAAUUUGUUACUAUUUAAUUAUACUAGGCUAGGGUUUUUCUUUUGGGACGGCAAUAACCGACGUCAUGAGAUGCAAAUAUAGUGAGUUUUAUGGGGACAACCAAACAAAAGAAAAUGAUUUUUCUUGAUUGGAAAUUUAGCA